UAAAGGAAAACAUAUUUAUAAAUAAAAAAUAUAAAAUCUUUUGCUUAAAUAUAGAAUGUCAACAAAUACCACACGCCGUAAUGUUAUCAUAACCGAUUUGGAUCAAUCGGAUAAUGAACAGCGACAAAUGGAGGAGAAUCAUCGUAAAGCUGUUUACAAGAAACGCUCAAGAGAAAAACAAUUACAAACAUUGUCAGGAAAUUUUACACGACGCUCCCAGAGUGCUGAAUGCAAGCCACAGGAAAGACUGACGACAGCAGGAAAGGAAAACACCGGAGGUGGUGAUAGGCCAAAUAAAAAUGUGAAACAUGUUAGCUAUUUUCAUGAUUUGCUCCAGUCAAAGGAUCAACAAAUGGAAAAACUCCUUCAACGUUUGGCAACAGUGCAUAAAUUUAAUGAACAAUUUGCCGAUGAAAAUCAACGUCUUCUCAACGAGGCCAAAACGCUGCAACAACACAUAUCCCAUUUACAACAACAAAUAGCCAAUUGUGACAAAUGUCAACGUCUGGAAAACGAUCUGAGGAAAAGUGAAGAGGAUAAUCGUUUAUUGUCUGCCGAUGUAAAUAUGAUGAAGACCCUAGUCUACCGUUUAAAUGUACAAAUUGAACGUUAUCAAGAUGCACUGCGCCAAACGAAAUUAGCUUCCGAGGAAACUGCAAAGACUGUAACCACCUCCGAUCCAACGAAAUCUUCUUCCAUUUCUCAGUGGCAAGAGGAGCCAAUACGCAAUCAUACAUUGGCGCCUCUUUUACAGUCGUAUGAUGAAAUGAUACGAGACAAAGAAGAUUUAAUCCAGCAAUAUACUCAAGAAUUUGAACACUUUACCGGCGAAUUGAAAACCGUUUUGGAGGAGAAUAAUCGGCUACAGCAACAGGUGGACUCGCUUAAAAGAGAUGGCGGCAAUUGGCGUGAAGAACGUGCACGACUUCAGGCCCAGCUAGAUAUUUGCCGGCAAAAGGCUGAAGCCCAAACGCGCAAAACCGAUUUGGCCAAAGAGAAACUUGUGGAAGUAAUGCAUUGUUAUGAGCAGAAAAUACAAACAUUGGUCCUGGACAUGGAACAUUUACAAAAUGCCUACACAAGAUGUAAAGCCGAAUUGGUGUCUCUAAAAAGUAUAGCUGCCCUUCCCCAAGAUACCAUUGCAAAUUCCCUCAAAGAAUGCAAAGAACUCUUGGAACAACUACGACAACAACACAGUAAAGAGAAAUAUUCGCUGGAGCGAACAAUUGGUGAGUUAACCGAACGACAUGCUGGCGUCGAUCAUCAAGUGCAAAAACUGAGAGAUGAAAAUUCAAAAUUAAAACAAGAACUGGAACAACACUCAGCUCAGACGGAAGAGUUGCGCAAACGCAAUGUUUCACUUCAACGCAGCACGGAGAAAGUGAAAAGAUCACGUGAUCGUCUGCGAGCACGUCUGCGUAUAGCGUUACAGUGGGCUCAAAAACUGGAAGAGGGUCAGGCAAAUUUGCAAAGUACAUGGGAUGCUCUCAAACGUUUGGAAACCAUUGUCAAACACAAAGAGUCUCAAGUUCGGGGGUUACACGCACGCCAUCUGCAAGAGAUCGAUAAAAUGGAAAAGAAAUUGGCACAAAAGGAGGAAACGAUACGCACUAUUUUAAGAGAUCGUCUUAAUGUAAAUUCAACGGAACAGCGAUAGCAAUAGUUCCUGUUUCAUGGAACAUAUUAUAUAUAAUUCUAGUCAAUUGUUAGUUUAUGUUUAUAACGUUUUUCAGUUU
Molecule: messenger RNA, 1736 nt
Organism: Musca domestica (house fly)
Lineage: Eukaryota; Metazoa; Arthropoda; Insecta; Diptera; Muscidae
Product: protein Cep89 homolog
Exons: 2
Coding region: 56-1657 (533 amino acids)
Biological process (GO): cilium assembly; mitochondrion organization; chemical synaptic transmission
Cellular component (GO): ciliary transition fiber; centriole
Source: RefSeq, a predicted model, not a curated record